This is a messenger RNA of Drosophila grimshawi, 636 nucleotides long. RefSeq lists its product as uncharacterized. Bases 20 to 574 code for a protein of 184 amino acids. Lineage: Eukaryota; Metazoa; Arthropoda; Insecta; Diptera; Drosophilidae. The record is from RefSeq and is a predicted model, not a curated record. The transcript has 2 exons.
UGUACGGUCCGACAUCGAAAUGAAGUUGGCAGUGAUACUGCUGGUCGCCCAGCUGGUGCUCAAUACUGCGGCAGAGCAAGCCUAUGAGGUGAGCAAUGAGCAACUGGAGUCCUUUGAGGGCGAGUCGGAGACUCUCGUCUUCUUCGAUAAUCUGAAGACAAUUGGACGCGAGCGAGCGAUUAACGGUUCCUUCUCGUUCGCUGGAGACAUGGACAACGAUGACUUCAAGGUGUCGGUGGAAUUGUACUCCAGUCCCCAAGGCGAUGGCGAUUUCAAGCGGAUGGUCUUCGAUGUGCCACAGACGAGCAUUUGUGAGUGCUUCAAGAAGUUCUAUGUGCAGUUUGUUCAGCCCUCGGUCAACGAUGGCGAAACCACAAAUUUCCCACUGGUGGACGACAACACCUGCCCCAUUCCGCAGGGCGAGUUCUACAUCAAGAAUGUCCAGUUCAAGACUGAGGAUUGGCCCGAGCAGGUGCCUCGCGGCGUGGUCAAGGCCAUCAUAACGUUCUUCACCGGCGACAAGAAUGUGGGCGGCUUAAUAGUUCUCGUCAAGAUUGAGGAUCGUCAGAGUUAGAUAUCUAAAUAUUUCUCUUCAUUUAAUUAACAAUUUAGCAAUAAAUAAUAAAGGUCUUUGAA